Mesocricetus auratus (golden hamster) is the source of this 1031-nucleotide messenger RNA. RefSeq names its product ly6/PLAUR domain-containing protein 8. The transcript is spliced from 6 exons. Gene Ontology annotation, biological process: defense response to Gram-negative bacterium. The coding region runs from base 165 to 872 and encodes 235 amino acids. The record is from RefSeq and is a predicted model, not a curated record. Lineage: Eukaryota; Metazoa; Chordata; Mammalia; Rodentia; Cricetidae.
GCAACUGGACAUUUAGAGCAUACAGCCACCUGCUAUAUAAGGCCUCUCCCCACACCUGCCGCAGCACAUUACCAGAUUCACCUUCCUCAGGAGAGUGCCCCUGACUGGACUCAAAGGUUUGAGGCUCCGUGUCCCCAUCCUUAGGAGAAGUCAGUCCCAGCAUCAUGAAAGGCAUCCUCAUUGCUGGUGUCUUUGCGGCAUUUGCCAUCGCAGUUAUAGACUCCCUGAAUUGUACAAAAUGUGAGUCAUUCAAUAGCACCUGCCAUGAGGAAGCUUCAGAAUGUGGCGAUGGCUUCUCCAGUUGUGUGGAGUCCUCAGUCAACUCCACUCUAGGAGGGUCCUUGUAUUUGUACCAGAACAAGUUCUGCUCAAAAGAUAAUUGCAUCGAGAACAAAACCACCCAAGUGGCCUUCACAGUGCGUGUGUCUGCUAACCAAAGCUAUCAUUUUGCAAGUCAGUGCUGUCAAGGAGAGACAUGCAACGACACCAAUCCUGACUCUCCAUCCCAGGCUGUCGGCAGCAUCAAGUGCUCUUCUUGCUACAGCUAUAACACAACCACCUGCCAGGAGACAGAACUGCUGUGUUACGAAGGAGAACAAUGUGUCCAUAUCAUUACUAUUCCUGUAAAUCGCUCUGAAAAUAGAGUGGAGCUGAAAGGCUGUUCUGAUAUCAGCCAGUCUUCUUGUGAUAUCCUGUCUCCUGUGAACACAACAUUUGGAGGAUUCAUUUUCCAGAGUGUUCAAUGUGCAAAUGUGAGCACCACAACCCAGCCAGUCACUGUCACUACCACCACUCCGGACAGUGCAACCAUCAAAGCUUCCUUCGCCUCUGUGGUCUUCGGCAGCCUCCUUCUUCUGAAGCUGCUAUUCUGAGGUUCCUGGGCUCUGCCCCACCCAGUGUCCCAUGGGCGUUAACACCCUUUCUGUUCACAUACCUUCCAAUUUAAUUGCUCAGUGGGUUGUAAGUCACAGGACUCCAGGCAAUGCUAGCAGCCACAUCAUGUCCUUUAUUAAAGUGUUGUUUGACUUCUA